Messenger RNA from Volvox carteri f. nagariensis, 3394 nucleotides. RefSeq names its product component of oligomeric golgi complex 7 (gene cog7). The transcript is spliced from 10 exons. The coding region runs from base 1 to 2874 and encodes 957 amino acids. The record is from RefSeq and is a predicted model, not a curated record. Gene Ontology annotation, biological process: Golgi organization; intracellular protein transport; retrograde vesicle-mediated transport, Golgi to endoplasmic reticulum. NCBI's taxonomy places the organism in Eukaryota, Viridiplantae, Chlorophyta, Chlorophyceae, Chlamydomonadales, Volvocaceae. Gene Ontology annotation, cellular component: COG complex.
AUGGCUGAUGUUGCUGACUUUGCGGAGGACACAUUCGACCCGAUCACCUGGAUUAACCAGGCGUGCGGGUCACGGCCCGUGGAAGAGCCGCUGGAAAAAUUUCUUGCAGAGCUGGAGAUGAGGCUUCAGCUGAGCGCUGAAGAUAUAGAGGCGACACUCAGCGACAACAGCGCUCAGGCCAUGCGACGCAUACCCUUCGCCAUUCAGGAGAUCUACAGACUCCAAGGUGACAUACAGGGCAUGCAGGAUCAAGUCCAGGUGAUGGCGCAAACAGUCCAGCGCGACGCAACGGAAGCCCAAUCAAGCGUGGCGCACAUCUCGGAGCUUCACCGCGUGAAAGCCAACAUGGAGAGCGCUUGCAACUCACUCAAGCAGGCCACCGAACUGUCAGGGUUGUUCGUCAAGGUGGAGGACGUGUUUGCGGCUGGCGACCUGCCCAAGGUGGCAGAGAUUUUGGCCUCCAUGCGGCGUAGCCUUAGCCUGGUCGGAGAUGUGCCCGAGUUUCGCGCAGGUCGCCAGAAGCUGCGUGCACUGGAGGACCGGCUGCAGACGCAAGUGGAGGGAAGCCUAGGGGAGGCCCUGGCGCGUGGCAGCGACGACGACAAUACACGCAAGCUAUGCGGAUUGCUUCUGGCGGUGGACAGGUGCCUGGGGGGAGGGCCGGCCUGGGUGGGAGGGAUGCAUUGCUGCGGCGGCGGCGGCGGCAGCGGCCCUGGUAUGGACACAGUUUGCUCGCUGCACGUUUUCCGUGGAAAAAUAGUACGUGUGUGCUUGCCUUACAGGUACGGCACCAUUGAGAGCCUGUACGUCUCCACCAAGCUGGCGCAGGUACAUGCCCUCUGGGAGGAGCACUCGGCCGCUGGUGGCGGCGCGGAUGCCGUGGUGUCAUGGCUGCCGGCAUUCCUGUCGCGGCUGCUUGCGCUGCUACAGGGGGAAGCUGCCUGGGGGGCGGGGGUGCUCCCGGGUCAGGCGCCCGCGUUGCUGGGUGCCCUGAGCAUGGAGGUAUUUGUCAAGAUCAGCAAGGCUGUUCGCGACCGUUUGGCUCCUGUGUGUUCGAUCGGGCCAUUGGCGGUGCUGGCGCGGGAACUGAGCGCCUUUGGUCGGGGGUUGCAUGAGCUGCUGCGGGAUGUGGAGGCGGGCAGGAGAAUGGAAAUCAUACAACUGGUGUACGGCCCGCUAGAGGACAAGGUGGCGGCGUACGGCGAGCUGGAGGCGGCACAGCUGGGGGCCGAUCUGCGGUCAGCGCUGCCGCCAUCGCCGCCGCCGUUGGCCGCGCGUGGGCCCCCCAACGUUGCCGCCGCUGCUCCGGAGGACUCCGAGGCUGUCGUGUCGCGAAUGGCUGCUUCCAUAAGGCCCGCGUUUGCCGCACUGCAUGCCGCAGUGGAGAGGUGCAAUGCCCUGACGGGGGGAACUGAGGUCCGGGCCCUGCUCAAGGCCGUGGAUUCGGAGCUCACCUCCUACCUGACCUCCAUGCAGUCCGCGGUGGCAAGACUGGGCGCAAGGCAGAAGGAUCGAGCCGCCAAGACAGCGGCGGCGGCGGCCGGGUCGGGUGGCGGUGCUGCUGGGGCGGCGGCAGUGGAGGACGCUGAGGACAUUGCCACCGUGCUGCAGCUCAUCAAGGUCGGUCGUGAGUUAUCAGCGGCAGUGGGCCGUCUGGAGGCGGCGCUGCGAACAGCUGUCGGUGCAGCCGUGGGCCGCCUACAGGCGCUGACGGGUGCCGCGCCGCCGCCGUCAGCAUCGGCGUCGGCCGCAGGCGGUACGCCGUUCUCCAACGCCGCGGCGGCCGUAGGCAGCGUUCCUUACAUGCUGCCCGGAGAUGCUGAGGCCGACCCCUUGGCUCUACGGCUCGUUGCCAACAAGGGCGAGCGGCUUGCCAAGUUAAGCAAGCUGGGCGCGAGCCUCAGCGACCCACGGUUCAUCUUGCUGCCGUCGGCAGUGUCCCAAAUGGACGUCUUCUCUUCCACUGUGCAGUCCACCGUGUUCGAUGUGUUGCUGGCGCGCGUUGCUUCACUGCUGGCGCCGCUGCCAUCACUGCCGGAGUGGCGUAAGGCAGCGGGCGCCGACCCCGGCACAGCCGCCGCACCGUUGCCGACCUUCAACACGUACCCAUUGCCGUACGUGACUGCCAUCGGCGACCAUCUUAUGGCCAUGCCGCAGCAGCUGGAGGUGCUCAUGGGCGAUACGGCUGACGAGGCUGCGAGUGGCGUUACUAUCGGAACCGCCGCCGCAGUGUCAGCGGACGGCAGCGGCGCUGGCAGCGGCGAUCCCACUGCAGAGUGGGAGGAGCUGGCUGCUGAAUGGCUGGACAAGGCCGUCAGCGGCGCGGCGGGCAUGUACGCGGACACCAUCUUCAAGAUUCCAACUUUGACGGAACAGAGCCAUCCCAGGAUUGUGUUAAGAAUCCGUAUGGGACGUCGGAAAUCGGAAGGGCGCGCGCGUGUUUGUGACCGUCGAAGGGCUACCGCUGCUCCCCCGUCACUUUUUAUUCCCGAGAUUGUUUUUGUGCAAAAGGGGACAAUAGCAACAAUACAUAUACUGAUUUGCAUUCCUGCGUAUGCCACACCCUCUUUCCCUGCGAGUCUUUUCCUGAACUCCAUUUCCCGUGGAACGGCCCGAAUUGUUUUGGAUUGUAUUUUAUGGCUUCAGGGCGGCUGCCAGCUGGCCACUGACGUGGAGUACUUUGUCAACGUGAUGGGCGCCCUGCAUGUGGCGCCGCCGCCCAGCCUGCUGACGGUGCAGCUGCUGGCAGGGGCUGCAUCGGAGGAGUUUGGGGAGCUGGCGCAGGGGGCCCUGGCGGAGGGCGCUGUGGACGUGCCGGCCCUGCGGGCGCUGGCAGCCAUGCGGCACCUGCAGCUGGAGACACCAGCACCAUAAGGCCCUCGUGCCCCCCAGGCGGCGCUAGAUGUUAAGACGGGUGGUAGCGGCUGCCUAACGUGCACGGCUGGCGCGUGUAUCCGUGGAGAUUGUGUAUCGGUGUGUGUGUAUGUGUGUGCAUAUGACAAGAGCGACAGCAACGGCACAAAAAGGUGCUUGAUGUGACCGCUGUUGCGCGAGUUGGUUGCUUCGUUUGUGGUGUGGCGGUCUGGUGGGUGGCUUGUGGGUUGAGAUGCUUAUAGUGGUUAAUGUUUGUUGCUGGCGCAGAAGCAGGGUAGGGUCAGAGCUAUACCCUCAUAAUGGCGAUAAGGCCGGGACCUGCAGGGCGGGCUUGGUUGUGAGCGAGGAGGGGGAGGGCGUGUGCCGAGCGGGAGGGCGCUCUGGCCGCAGCACCUGGCUUACUGCGCGCCGGAAAGGGGCGGGUCUUUGGGACAUUGAUCCGGAGCAACCUAAAACUGGGCCAUGGGCCUGGAAGGGACCUAAAAAAGGGGUUGAAUGGCAACUAUUGUAAGGUCUCCGC